AUAGGUGAGACAUUGAGAUCCGCAUUCAGUCAAGAAUAAUAACAAUUUGGAGAUAGACCGGACGGGACGUUAACGAGAAUGUUAAGAAAAUUUGCUAUAACUGUGGCUGUGAUAGUGAACCUGUCAAAUGGAUAUAAGAUCUCAGCACCUGGUGCCGUGAGUGGGAGCUUUAGUGGAUCGUCAGCAUCGUCAUCGGCAUCAGCAUACAGCAGUUCCAGUUCCAGUUCCUUUAGCGGAUCCUUUAACGGGGACCUGAAUGGAAAUGAAGUGAACAAUUUACUGGGUAAUCUAAAGAGUGGCAAUGCCGGAUUUGUUUCAGCGGGUGCUUCCGCGCAAGCAGCUGCUAAUUCAGCCGCCGAAGUAAGCACAGUAUCUGAUUCCGGGGUACAUACAGGUUCAUCUGGAUGUUCUAAUGGGAAUAGCGGGUGUACUGGAAAAUCGACUCUUAGUGGGGGAGGAACUCUUACCCAUACAAACUAUGUAAUAGACGACCAAGUAAAAACCAAUGGCGGUCUGGCCAGUGGCAACAGCAAAAACGCUGCGAGUUACUCAGCAGGCAGUUGUUUGGGAUGCCGAGGACCAUUUCCCGGUCCUAGUGGUAGCAUUCACGACUAUAAACUUGCCACUCCCUCACACAGCACGGCUACAGUGCAAGUACCGUCAGUUGUCCCAGCUGUGAACCCAAUUUCAACCAGCAACAUUUACUCGAGCAAGCCAGCUAAUGCUGCUACUCCAAUUCAUUCGGUGACUUAUGGAGAAGGACCCGGAUACCAUGGUUCUGUGGGCACCAAUAAAGAUUUCAUUCAGACUUUGCCGGGAUCUGCUGGAAGUAUAUAUUCGAGCAAACCUGUCAGUCAUAUAGUGGAAAGUGGUUCGGCUUACAAUACGGUACAAAAUUAUGCGCCGUCAUAUAGCGGCAACGUUGGUACACCUUCCAUACCGAUAGUUGGACCCGCGUGCAGUUAUAGACCAGGAUCGCCCCAUAAAGAAUGCGGUCCGUUGGGAAAUAUUGGUAGCUCUAACGUGGCAGUUUCCGCAUCAGUCCCAGGCACUUUUCCCGGCCCCACUGGAAGCAUUCACGACAGUAAACCGGCACAUUUGACACCGUUGCAACACGGCCACGUGACUGGAAAUAUCCACAAUGUUCAUGUCGAUUCAGCAGCUGCCGCAGAGGCCGCAUCUCAAACCGGUGGCGCAGUUUUAGGGCAUCAUACCCCUGUGGUUGAAUCUACUCCCGGAAUAUACUAUAUUAUCAAAGAAAAAGCGCCAGUCAUUUCUCAUGAUUUGCAAGCACCGUAUGCCCAUUCGCCAAGUAUUUCCGCUCAAGUACCGUGUAGUACUAUCGGGUGCCAGAACAUUCAAUUCAACUGCAAUGGGGCCGAGUGCGGAAAUACGGAAAACACUCCAGAGAUACUUCUGGGACCUGGAACGGGACAUUUACCUAUAGAAAAACCAAGUACAUCAUUGGAAAGUCAGGGUUCCUAUGGAAGCUCGACGACCGCAUCUAAAGAGGGGCCGUUAACAUCGGAAAAGUUUCCAGGACCGACUGGAAGCAUCCAUUCCAGCAAACCGAUCCACAACGUAGUAGGUGGUGCGAGUAGCGUAGCACAAGCCGGAGCUCAAGCUGGAGCCGUAAGCUAUUCGGAAUCUGGUUUGGAUCGUUUUUCAGGUAAAUUCCCGGGACCUGUUGGAACAAUUUACGAUAGUAAACCGAUUCCUAAUGUAGUUGGAGAAGGAGGAGCUUUGGUAAGCGGUCAUGUUGCUGCUCCAAGUCAUACGGAAACAGGCAAAUUUCCAGGCCCUAUUGGAAGCAUCCACGAUAGUAAACCGAUCCAGAAUGUGGUCGAGGUGGGGGGAGGGGCAGGAGUUAAUGCUGGUUCUGCUGCAAUUUCAGGAACCUAUUCUACAUUGACGCCGGUUAAGUACCCAACGUCUCACUUCCCAGGCGGAAGCGGAAGCAUUCACGAGAGCAAACCAGCUUCGAAUGCCGCCGAAGGUUCAGCUUAUUCUGGAAGCGCUCUAUCUACCCAAGAUAAAAUAGUAUUCGAUUACCCACUAAGUGGUAGCGGUAUCCCGUGCUUUUCGGGUUCGUGUGGUGGAUCCGAUUCCGGAUAUGCAACCGGCCAAGUUACUAUACAGAAAAACGAUGGAUCCCUUGUGUCAGGAGAGGACGAUUACAAGCUCGCUGGGUAUAUCGGUUGUACCGGAAUUUCGUGCAACAAUGCGGGACAAAAGUUAAGUCCGUUCGGUUUAAACAAAAAUGGUGCUCCUUUGUUAUCGGCUGACGUCGAUUUAGGCGGCUAUGUUGGCUGUACGGGAAGCUCUUGCAAAAAUGCCGGACAAAAAUCUGGCUGUUUGGGAGCUUGCACAAUGGAUGGCGGUGCAUCCAGUAAUAAUGGUGCCUCCGAAUCCGGUCCUGGUCUAGUAUCGGGAAAUAAAUCCGACUGCUCAGGAGGAUCUUGUUUUGGAGCAAACCAAGCAUCUGGUCAAGAUAUUUUUGAGGUAGAUUCGAAAAACAACCAACAUUUAUUAUCUGAUUCCAUUGCUGGAUCGUAUUCGGGAACACAGUCCGGAACCGAGCAGGUAAAACAUGGAUUUGCUAGUAGCAAUUCGUUCGCUUCGGCUGGAAGUGCGUCUGGAUUCGGGGGAACCCCACAUUUUGGUACAGGCAGUGCGGCCCAUGCUGGUAGUGCGGCUCAUUCUGGUAGCGCCGCCUAUUCCAAAGCCGGUGCGUUUUCAGGCAGCUCAGCAGGGUCGUAUUCAAGCGCCAGCGCCCACGCUAGUUCAUUCGCCAGUGCUUAUUAGUCUUUCCAUGCUGCAUCCCUGCAUUUAUUUUCGCAUAUGGAAUUGCCAAAAAUUGUGAUUUUUUUAUAUAAAUAUAGACUAAGUU
Molecule: messenger RNA, 2890 nt
Organism: Cylas formicarius (sweet potato weevil)
Lineage: Eukaryota; Metazoa; Arthropoda; Insecta; Coleoptera; Brentidae
Exons: 12
Coding region: 79-2805 (908 amino acids)
Source: RefSeq, a predicted model, not a curated record